Bombus terrestris (buff-tailed bumblebee) is the source of this 1304-nucleotide messenger RNA. RefSeq names its product protein TRACHEARY ELEMENT DIFFERENTIATION-RELATED 7A. The record is from RefSeq and is a predicted model, not a curated record. Gene Ontology annotation, molecular function: zinc ion binding. The transcript has 4 exons. NCBI's taxonomy places the organism in Eukaryota, Metazoa, Arthropoda, Insecta, Hymenoptera, Apidae. Bases 155 to 514 code for a protein of 119 amino acids.
ACUGUUCUGGUAGGUAAUAUAUAUGUGAAUUUAAUGACUAUGAAUGCCAACUUGAACCUCAGUAGUUGGGUGUCAACGUUAUAUAUCGAUCAUCGAUCAGUGAUAAAUUGGGCGUAUAUCAAUAGUUGCAACAGAUAAGAAUUAAAAUAUUGUCAUGGAAAAAGGUAUAACAAUGUCGCCACCACCACCACCACCACCUGGUUUUGUCCCACCACCACCACCAUCUCAUUCUGUCCCACCACCGUCAUAUGAGCAACCACAAACAAGUCCCAUUGUCGUAAGGAAUUUAAAUUUUGGUCCUGAACAACAGCACAUAAUAUGUCCUUCUUGUCACGCAAAUGUGCUCACAAUAACUGAAAAGGAAGCAAACAUGAAAACUCACCUCUUCGCAUUAGGACUAUGUGUUAUAGGGUUCUGGUGUUGUGUUCCUUGCCCUUACUGCAUGGAUAGUUGUUUGGUAACAAAACAUUAUUGUCCUAAUUGUAGAUCAUAUUUAGGACAAAGUAAUAAUUAAUUCUAUGGUAAUAUUAUCAAAACCAUUUCCUUAUAUAUAUACAUAUAUAUAAUAUUUCAUAUAUAUAUAUGAAAUAUAAUAUAAUAUAAUAUAAUAUAAUAAAUAUAAUAUUUCAUAUAUAUAUAUGAAAUAUAAUAUAUAUUAUUCUGACUUUUUAUAAGGCAUAAACAAUAUUUUGCGCAUUUAUUUUAUACAAUUACUUUUUUUUUAAAGUGUUCAUUAUCUUGAAAAUAUGACCAAAAAACAUAGAUAUUUUACAUAAGGUUGUAGAUGCUUAUUCUAACUUAAGUUAAUUGGUUAAUUAACUUAACUUAAUUUUAAUGAUUAAAAAUUUAAAGUUGUCGAUAUAAUUUAUAGAAAGGUAACCUUUAAAUCAAUUUUGUAAUUGUAUUAAUAUCUCGUUUUAUACUUCUUAGCACACAAUUGUAAAUUUAGACACUAUUUUAAAUAUGACUGCUAAACAAGUAUAGAUGUUCAUUUUAAUAUUAUAAAUAUACUAUAUAUAUUAUAUAUAUAAACUAAUAUACUAAAAUCUAUAUUAUAAAUUUUUAUGAAAAUUUUUUUAAAUGUAAGAUCUAGAAUUGUAAAUUAAAAAUGACUAUACUACUACCAUCAAUAAUAAGUUUUGUAUUAAUGUACUGAAAUCUUUUUAUUAUUUAAUUACAUACAUUUAUGUAUAAGUCUGAUUUAUUGCUUCUCAAUCAAUCUUAUGUAUAAAAAAUCUUUGAUGUUAUAGUCAGAUUGAAGCACAUGAAAGAAUAGGUAUUGCAAUAAAUAUUUUUAUUGAAGA